UUAUCGAGCAGAACGCGCAAGUUCGCGUAAGCACUGCGUACGUUAUUUCAAGAGGAAGAUACGCGCGAUAAAGCUGCGGAAAGCGGAAGGAAACAAAACCAUACGAUAGGACAUCAGUUGCUGAAUUUUUAGUGAUACUGCUGUAGAGCACAUCCUGUGAACUAUGGAAGCAAGGACGCUUGCAACUUUGCCAUCCAAGCAACGCAAAACAUGUCGACUUCAAGUCCGUUACCUAAUGAGCUGUAUGAUCUCGAUCGGACUCUUCCUGGUGUAUUCAAUGAGGGUGAAUCUCAGUGUGACCAUAAUUGCCAUGGUCAACGCCACAGCUGUGAAUGGCAACACAAGCAGUGCAUCAAACGUCAGCUGUCCUGUUCCUUAUCGGAAUGCAUCAUACAUAGAUGGAGGUGAUGAGUCAGGUGAUGGAGAAUUUCUCUGGGACCCUGUGAUGCAAGGCUAUGUGUUAAAUGCCUUCUUCUAUGGGUACAUAAUAACACAAAUCCCUGCUGGGUGGCUUUCGGAGGUCAUCAAUCCUGCAUGGAUCCUUGCAGCAGGUGUCGGCACCACGUCGCUGCUCACUCUUGCCACUGCAGUGGUGGCAAGAGCCAGUUUCGGUGCAUUCCUUGGUCUUCGGGUUCUCGAAGGCAUCGCUGAGGGCGUGACCUUUCCAUCUACGUUUGCCAUCAUGGCUCGCUGGUCACCGGUGCAGGAACGCAGCUUCCUUCUUGCCAUCAGCACGCUAGGCAGCAUUCUCGGUACUGCUGUGACACUACCUAUUUCUGCUGUGCUGUGCCAGUAUGGCUUUGCUGGUGGCUGGCCUUCAGUAUUCUACCUCACAGGUCUCUUAGGCUGUGUGUGGUUUGUCUUCUGGGUUCUUAUUGCAUCUGACAGGCCAGAAAAGCAUCGCUUCAUUUCUCAAGAGGAGAAGAAACACAUCAUAGAAUCACGUGGUGCAACAUUUUCAGUGCACAAGUCUGUGCCUUGGGCGAGCAUACUGACGUCACGAGCUGUAUGGAUGUGUGCCCUCAUCAAGUUCUGUGGUGCAUGGAGCUUCUACACACUGCUCACUGAACUGCCCAGCUACUUAGCUGAUGUGCUGCAUUUUAACAUCCAGAGCGACGGAUCUCUGAAUGCUAGUGUCUACUUAAGUCAGGUGCUCGUGGGCCUUGGAAGCAGCUACUUAGCUGAUCAUUUGCGAAAAAAGGAAAUUCUUGGUGUGACAAAUGUGAGAAAAGUUUUUGAAAGUAUUGGUUUGCUUGGACAGGCCAUUGGCUUGGUUGGUGUCGCAUUUGCGGGCUGCGACUGGAAGCUUGCUUUUGCGAUGCUGUUAGUUGCCUCCACAUCUGGUGGUGCACUGUGCGGAAGUGAAAGUGUGCUACCUAUAGAUGUUGCUGCAGAAUUUGCUGGGGCUGUCAUGGGCCUGGUCAACUGUGUCUCCAACAGUGCUGGCAUAUUUACACCUCUUGUUGUUGGCUACCUUACAGAAAGCAGUGAAACCACUGAACAGUGGAACAAGGUGUUCUUCACAUCUGCCGGUGUGGUCACCUUUGGGGCAGUGGCAUUCCUCCUUUUUGGCAAGGCCGAGGUGGAGCCUUGGGCACGGCAGCCAUGUGGCUCCAUCAAUGACUCAUGCUCACUUCUGGUCCCUGCUGAUGAGGCAGCAGGAGACAGCGACUCUGUCUCGAAGACUGCAGAGACUACAUAACUGGUCUGUGUGCAGUGUCAUCUGUGACAUUACAGAAUCAUUCACAGCUAGCUUUAAGCUUGUCUGUUAACACCACUGCCACUUAUCAUGUAAAAAUAAAAUUGGGACCUUUCUCAAUCUCUGACGAAUGACUAACAUGUGUGUUACGACUGAUUAAGGUAGACUGAGCAGCACUGAGUGCUAAGGAAGACAGCAUGAGGUAGAACAGAAACACCAGCUGAUGUGGCAUUUCAUUCGGUGUGUAUAGUACUCAAGGUGCUGAUUAUACCCGCUGUGUAGGUUAUGUUCAGCACUGAAAGGGGAAACAUAGCAUCACAACUCUGUGAGGGAGCUGAUAAAACAGCGGGAAAUUCUUUGGGAGUAAUGAAUAAAGUGAUUUGAAGUAUAUCUUUUUCGCUGAUACUGGCCGUGUGCAGAAUGAGAAAGAAAGGAAAGAGUCUGCCUCCAUUCCACCCUGUGAAAGUGGAUUUACAACAAAGCUGUUGUGGGCGUUUAACGAGUAGCACAACUGAAACUGACGUUAGACGAGGUUGCACAAGCACCACCACCAUGAGCGACUUGUGUCACGUACACACACGUGUACGAAAGUGCAGCAUGCACCUUCAUUUUUCUAUGCCCUCUGUCAAGCACAAGUGCCUUGUUGAACUAAAUGAAUGUUUAAAAGUAAAUUGCAUCAGAAAAUGUGUUAAGUACAACUUACGCACAAGCUGCAGACAAAGCCCUUUUUCAGCUGCUGCUUGAGGUCUGUCUGAGUGGCCAUAGCUGCUAGGUGGCGGUACUGUUUUUGGACAGUGUUUGCCAUAAUGUUGAUUACGGUUGCAGCACAUGUUGUGUGACAGAUGCAACGGGCAGAGUACCCGCACGCCAAGCACAGAUACACUAUGUGCACACGUUCGUCACAUGCGCAUGCACGUGUGCAGAAGUGCAGCAUACAUCCUAAUUCUUGUAGGCCCUCCACCUAGCACAAGUGCGUUGUCUAAUUAAUUGAAUGUCUCAAAGUUCAAUGCGUCAGAAAAUUCUUAAAGUACGACUUACACACAACCUGCAGACAUGAUAGCAUGUCAAACACAGAGUCCUUUUCCAGCUGCCUUUCCAGGUCUGUUUGAGUGGCUGCAGCUGCUAGGUGGUGGUACUGUUUUUUGGUCGAGCACCCCAUGAAAAAUCCCAACCACUAGAGGAUAACAGCUUCGCUGUAAAAAAGAUUGGUGGAUCCAACACAUAUGUGUGAAUUGACGAUAAGUGAAGCUUUAUUUGAUGUUUACUGAAAUGUCUUCACUUCACUUCUCCCGAUACUUCACUUCCAUGUAUCUCAAUGCUCCUUGCUCAACAAACACUCUUGUCCCAUUUUGCUCACUUCACCUCUCAGUGACAACAAUGACGUCCUAUGGGUAUCUAUGGACAUCCACGGCCAUGGCAUGAGUAUCCUAGGGAUGUGUCGAAUACGUCCUGUGGACGUCCCUCAUGUUACAGUUUGGCUGCACUUUCCGUGCCCUGUGGACAUCCCUUGCAUAUACUGAAGGGACAUUAUGGGGACAUGCUGCAUACAUUUUAUGAAUGUAUGCCAGGUCCUCUUGCGCAGAGCUUGCCAUAAUGUUAGUUAUGGUCACAGCACAUGCUGCAUGACAGAUGCAAUGGGCAGAGCACCCAUGCAUAAAGAACUGAUAGAUUGUGUGCACAAAUUACACAUGCACCUACGUGUGUGGAAGUGCGGCAUCGUUCUUAUUCUUCUAGGCCUUCCACUAAGUGCAAGCGGCUUAUUGAUUUAAUUGAAGUUUUUAAAAGUAAAUUGCUUGAGGACAUUCUAAAAUACGACGUACACAUGAGCUGCAUACAUGAUAGUAGCUCUGGAUUGUAAUUCGAAUAUGCGAGAAAACGUGAUUCUCUUACCAGCAAACUCAGACAAAGCCUCAAUAGGAGGACAAAUAUGCACAUGUAUAUGCACAUGUGGGAUAACCUUGAUACAGUUAAAACUCGAUCUAAUGAAACCUGAUUUUACAAAGUUCCCAAUCUAACAAAGAAAUUUCCGCUUCCCGGUAGGUACCCACAGGGUUCAAUGUUGUCAUAAACCCAAAUUACUGAAACUAACUUGGCUACCAAACUUGAUUUAACGAAGCUUUUACUGAAAUAAAUGUGCGAAAAAGUGGUGACUUCUUUCUAAUUUUGACACAGAUGCGUUUUUCUCCUAGCCUGCGCUCUAACGCAAUCAUGUUAAAACAUCUGGUCACCCUAGUCAUGGCCCUAGCUUUAUUUUGACGAGGCUGCAUGCUGCACCCAUGUAUGGAACAACGGACUUAGCAGUCGUUGAUCUCUUGAGGUGGUUUGCUGGGGCCCACAAGGUAACCGAGGAUGCAUUACAAGCACUUGUGGGCUAUGAGAAGUGUGUGCAUCCACUGUUGGUGAAGCGCACGCCGGUGAAGAUGAUGAAUUCUUUCACUACAACGUACUAAAUUCGCAGUUCUCUCCAGAACACCGAGGUGCGUUUUUUUUUCCCUUCUGUUUUAUGCACUAACAAUUCGAGCCGGCCUUGCGGACUUUUCACACACACAGGCCUGGUUAAGCGGCAAAUACAAUGCCGCAAUAGCCUUUGGGCGUCGCUAUGUUACAAUUUUAGAUUUCGAAGGACUGAACAAUCCCUUUCUCGAUUUUACGAACUUCCCAAUUUAUCAAUUCAAGUAUGGUCGUCACUUUGUUAUAUUGAGCCAAAACGGCGCAUGGACAUUGGGACGUUAUUCAGAUGUCCUAUGGAUGAAAGGUUCUCACUGGGUUCUUUCUCCACACUUGGCUGCUUCUGUUCUGCCUCAUUUUCUGCUUGUAUAUUUGUGCACUACCCAGUGGCCCAAGUUGUACAAUCAGCUGCAGCUGCAAAGUCAGGAGAAAAACAAAGAAACUGUUUAAGUUUACUACAUGGAAAAUGACUUGUGUCUGACAGAUCUGUUGCAUCUGUCUGUGUGGCUCUUACUUAAGGUUGUAAAAAAGUGUAUGACAAAAUGGUGAUGCAUGUUGUGUUUUGUAUGCUCUGAUUUAAAAAUUAUGUUCCCUGAUGCAACGGAAUGAUCGCUGUGUCUAAUGUGCUGCUGGAUAAAAGCUAGGUCAACCUUGAGCAGUUCUCUUUAAGAACUUCUCUGCAGUUUUUGAUGGCUGCUGUAGUGUAUAUAUAUAUAUACAUUGCAUGCUGUAUGUGCAACAAAUUGCAGGAAUUAUGUUUUGUCUCAGGUCGUGAUGCUCACUUUUGCAUCAACCAUUUCUUCUUGAGCCCUACUUUAUUAAGAGAUGAAUCUGUACCUUAUGAUGUAUCUCUGCUUACCAAAACUGUGGAAUCCAUUGAACACCAUUGUUGCAGAUGCCUUCCUUGUGAUUUUGUCAAGGCCGCACAGCGCUGCUAAAGCUGAGCUUUGUGUCCUAAGGAAAGAUGACACUGUAAACCUGUGGUUGUUCUACCAGUUCUCUGCAGUUAAUUGCGGAUGCAAUUGAGCACAUUAGGGUACUGGACACUCAUCUUAUCCCUGUUAGGCUAAGCAGUUCGCUGCAGACAGGUAUGCACGACGUGGUCCUUCAACAACAGGGUCAUUUAUUGUUGACCGGCUCUAACAUUCUGAGUUCAGUGUCCAGCCUUUGAAAAUACCAAUGAGAAAAGGUAAAGCAAAGCUGAACAUAAGUAAUGUAGUUUUGGUGGCGGAUGCUUGGCAGUCUAUGUGGCAAUGCCAUCAUAUGCUUACAUUUUAGCAACGUGCACGAGCAUAUUAGCAAUAUACUGAAACAUAUGUGCUGAAAGAUGUGUCUAUUUGCCUCAGGGCCAGUGAUACAGUAUGCUGUAUGUGUUAUUGCAUUAACUGUAGUGAGUAUGUGCUCUUUUGUUCCCUUUAGUAUUUUUCUUUCUGCGGUGCAUGUUUGCCAUACACAGACUUGCUCUUUGCUGGAAAACAUGUUUUAUGCGAAGCAUAUUACUAGAGCUCAACCCAGCUCCUCAGGCGCGGCGGUGUCGCCUUCAAUACCACGUGACACCGUGACGUCACGACAGAGGAGAAACGGGGCUCCAACUCGCGCCGUUGCUCGCGGCGUCGCGGCGGUAUAUAAGCAGCUGCGCUUUUUCUAGGUGGCUUUGGCUCAACUCUUGCAAGAUGGGCUGGGUGGGAAUCGAACCAGGGUCUCCGGAGUGUGAGACGGAGACGCUACCACUGAGCCACGAGUACGAUGCUUCGAAGCGGUACAAAAGCGCCUCUAGUGAAUGCGGUGUUGCCUUAGAAACGAGCUGUUUCUAAGGCUCAGGCGUGCGUCGCUUGCUCAGGCGCACAUUUCGUUGCCGCGCCGAAUGCUGCGUUGCUCGACACUCACCGCGUCCAAUGCGGGGCGCGUAGUCGCUGCGCCGUAGCCCAUUGUAUUACACCCCUUGGCGGGUCGACGGGAACACUGUCGCGUUCCACUCUUGAAGGCGAAGCAGAGUAACGCAUGAGUUGUGUCUUCUACUAGCCGAACCAAAUAUAGCCAAGCAACAGCAGUUCACCAGGCUAAACAGUGGUUCUACAACUAAAAUAAAGGCUAGUGUGCUUCGCAUCCUGGGCUUAACCUUAGCUAAGCCACAGCCAUUUUUGUUUAUUCAUUCCAGUAUGGACGUAUAACAGGAUUGCAGUAUGAAUGAAUAAAUAAAUAUGUGCACGUCAUUGUUCGAAGUGGAAAGAAAUGCAGUUUGUUUAGGUCAAGAUCUUGAGGUGACUGGUACUAUACUACCAGCUUAAUUUUAGGUUGUAGCAAGCAUUGUACACAGUUUAAUUUUCGUGCUUUUCACUGCCCACCUACAGUUACCAAAAAUUUGGUCCCAUGAACAAUUUGUAAGACCAGUAUUUCCUCUGAUGCAAUAAUGAUGCAAUGCAAUAACACCGUGAGUAGUCUGACUCCAAGAAAAAUUGUUGCCUCUGUUAGAUAGUGCUAGACACUGCAUGCUAGAUAGCGUGAAAAGUCAAAUGGUGAAUACAUGUCUUCGUCUUUGCCACACUGUUAUUAGCCACAAACAUCAAUGAAUGUUAUUGGCUUUAUGCAUGGCAAAUAUGUAUGCACAGUUUGCACUUUACUAUAUCAACUUCCUCAGUCAUGUUCUGUUUCUGUAUUUUCAUGCACAAAACACUGACAUGACUGGUUGGAAACUCAUAAAUGCUGACGUCUUCAAAUGUGAUGCAAUAAUGUAUAUUAUUUGAAACUUUCCUUUUUCUUUCUUUUUUUGACACUAGUAUGGUUUUUAUCGAAACAGAGCUGUGAGGGCUGACAACUUUUAUUUUAUUGUGUGGCGUCAUGCACUUUUCAUCACCACUAAAUGGCUUCAUUUUCUUACCUUAUUUAAUUUGAUAUCUUUAUAUUGUUGAUACCUUUUGCCAGUAUUAUAGUUUUAUUGUUACCAUCAACUGCACAAAAGCUCUGUCUGCCAUUCGUUUACCAGAAUGUCUGCUCUGCUGAUCUCAGAGAGUGUCAUGUUGUUUUGUUUUGUGUACUGUCAGUCAGGCAAAAAAGGGGAAACCCUGUCUCAUUAGACAAAUAGCUUCAGUCAACAUUUUCUGUGAUACCACAUCUAUAUAUGUGGUAUCAGAGAAAGCUAAAAACUUGUGAUUUGAGCUGACCUUAAAUUAUUGCACAAUUUACACAUAAGAAAAUAUUAGUCUUAUGACCUGUUUGCACAUGAAAAAUGCCUCCAGAACUAGCAAUAGCUAUGUGUGAUAUCUGGGGAGCAUGCUGCUGAAUGUUUCAACAGCAAUAUCACUGACGUGCAUGAACAUGCUUCAUUAGUUACCAACGGUUUUGUAAUGUGCUGGUAGCAAUUAGUAACAUGAGACUGGAUGUAGUGGUACAAAAUGAUAUUUUAACUGCAUAAGUUGGUUCACAUUGUAUGCUUUAUGCUUACGUACAGAGUGUCCCAGCAAUCACACAUGAAGCUUUGCAAGAACACAGAUCAUUCUAUGCGAAUAAGACCAAUUGAGUGCAUGUUAUUCGGAGUACAGUUGAGAAGUCACCAGUAAUAUUUUAUUACUGGCCAUCUAAUUAGUUAAUCAAAAUUGAUCAGAUAACUUUCUAAUUGUAAGUCUGAUUGUCAAGUUGUCAAUUAGGGAGUUGUGGGGAAUUGUAAGAGGCGUUAAAAUCAAAUUUUUUCCAGCAAUGUACACAUCACUUGUUUAUGUUUUCCGGUGAUGAGAGAAAGCCCAUGAAAUGUGAAAAACACCAUGCGACUAUGUGCCCCUACACAUAGGAUAGCACUGCCAUCAAAGAGUCCUAUUGGGAAAGCAAGCUGUCCAUCUUGCACAUCUCCACUAUACUGCGGCGCAGCAAGUAACUACACGUAUACUUUUUCCAUGAUGCACUCACAGCUCCAGGCAUGCUGCCUUGAGCAACAAGCCUGAAAGGAACAGCUUACUUUACCGCUGAAACUGUUUGAUGGUAGUACUGCUAUUUGGGGCAUUCAGGUGCAUACAGUCAUAUACAGUCAGGGUUGCUUCAUGUUCAUUGAUUGUGUUAAUUUUGUUUAGUGUGUUUGUGCUGCACGAAAAUAACAAAAGUAGGUUCCAAUACUUGUCAUAAUGCUUUUACUUGGUAGCAAACAUACUGUAGUAUAUGUGAGUGACAAUGUGGGUGCAAUUAUAAAGAGAUACUUCAUUUUUUUCUGACAUGUCUGAGCCACUUAUUGCACAUAAUCUCAAGCUCACCUUCUUGGCCACAUAAGUGUCAUACUGACUGAGUUUACUUGUUUCUGUGUAGUUUGGUUGUGUGCAUCUAUUCACGUGCAAGUUGCUUAAUUAUGUGAUGUAAAUUACACAAUUAUGGCAGGCAGAGAUUGACAUCAGUGUAGGCAAAUUAUGAAAGCAUUGCUUAAUUACUGGUGUUGUAGGAUAACUUGGCAUUUUUAAAUGACGCAUAGAUGGAAAAAGUUCGGUAGAGCUCUAGUGUUCAGCCAUAUUGUUUUUAAUAACAAUAAAGAAAGCUUUUUACCUGUG
This is a messenger RNA of Dermacentor andersoni, 8673 nucleotides long. Its product is annotated as sialin-like. Gene Ontology annotation, cellular component: membrane. The record is from RefSeq and is a predicted model, not a curated record. Gene Ontology annotation, biological process: monoatomic anion transport; transmembrane transport. Gene Ontology annotation, molecular function: transmembrane transporter activity. NCBI's taxonomy places the organism in Eukaryota, Metazoa, Arthropoda, Arachnida, Ixodida, Ixodidae.